UUUGGAGUAAAAUGGUAUUUAAGAAGGAUUAUUAGUAUUAUACUUCAACGUUAUCUUCUCCCUCAAUGAGCUGUGAUCACGUCUUUGCUUUCUUAAUCGAAUGAUUUCCUAUUAUCACAUUUUUAAAUCAUAUUCAAUUAUAACUACUUUUCUGGUCGCAUGAUUUUAUAUUUCGAUGUGGUUUGCGGGAUAAUUGUUAUGGUAUCCUUGUGCGGAGGUUUGUUUUUUUGUAAAUAAUGUCAUAUGCAACCAUUAUCAUGGUAAUAUCAAGCAUAAUUAAGAAUAAUAAGUGUUUAAAGUGUUAUAAAACAAAGUUUUAAAAUUAAAUUUUUGAAAGGUGAUCUUUCGAAAGAGAAUGUACCCGAAGUGUGUGAACUGUUUCAAGUAAUUCCAAUGAACAACUGAGUUCGGCAAACAACACAGGGUCUCGGCAUUCGGGCGUUGACGGGCAAAUGGGACAACAUUCACCUUUCUUUGUCUCCACAUCACACUCCUCGCACGCCUGUACAUAGCAGACGAGUUCCUCAUCUUCACAAUAACAUGUCUUGCAUGGAUCUGAAGUUUGGGGAGGAGGUCUUACUUGUGAAAUCUAGUCAUAGUCAACAAAAGAAGAUAAAGAAAGGACCAGUGAAGGAUGAACUUAAGGAGAACUUUGUAGACAUGAAAGCAGAGAUGGAGAGUGAUGUGUCAGACUUUGGGGAUGAUGUUGAAGAAUACAGAAAAAGAAUUGAAGAAAAUGUCCGUCAGAACCAGGAGUUUUUGAGGCAACUUGGAAUUGAUCAGGCCAAACAAGACUUACUGAAGUUUAAAGAGAAGCCAAGCAAGCCAUCUCAGAGGGGUCUUAAAAAGGAGAAGGUGCUAGUUGAGCUGUUACCAAGGCGAUCAAGUUUGCGACUUCAGAACAAAACCCCCGACGGUAUAGAGCUACCUCCGGAGGGUGUCAUAGCAAGAGCCCAGUUCUCUGUACCAGCACCCGAUGAACAUCCCCGUCCUCCGAAUGGCCCACUGGAUAUGAAGGAGACCCUGUAUAGAACAAGCUCCGAAGAUGACCACACAUCUAUAACGAAACAAAUUCUCAAGCAAAAGACAUGCACACACAAACCUGCCUCAGAAGACCUUCAGAGGUAUGUAGACAGAAUGAGUAAGGCACUUAUGUCUGCGGAGAGCGUUGUCAAGGUUACACCGGAGAGGUCGUUCUCUGUUGCCUUUCAUCCUGGGAAUUCUCGUCUACUGGCCGCCACUGGGGAUAAAUGGGGGAAACUUGGAAUCUGGGAUGUGGAAAGUGAAGAGAGCUCUGAAUCAGAUGGUGUUGUCUGCUACUGCCCACAUUCCCGACCCAUCUGUGGGCUCGAGUUUCCCGUUUUUGCGACACAUUCCGUCUACACAUGCAGUUACGAUGGGUCACUCAGACACGGAGACUUGUACAAGGAAGUCUUUGACGAGGUGUACAGCCUUCCAGGUGUAUUGCGCAAUUUCAGCUUCACCUCCCCAAACACAAUGCUCGUGUCACAGAACACUGGUCGUGUAGCAUUAGUGGACACUAGAACUGCCUCGACCAGUGCAGAACACACCUAUGAACUGGCUGACCAGUCCCUUCGCACUGUCAGUGUACAUCCCACACAGAAGGAUUACUUCUGUACGGCAGGAGUUGGAGGGGUUGUUUGUGUGUGGGAUUUACGGAAAGUCAGUGUGAAGAAGAGCAAGGCAAUCGUGACACUAGAGCAUUCUGGGAAAACCUUGAACAGCGCAUACUUCUCCCCGGUAACGGGCAAAUACAUCCUCACAACCUCUAUGGACGACACACUCAAAAUCUUCAACUCAUCUGUGAUUGACUCAAACAUGAAACUAAGAAAGAGCAUACCCCACAACAAUCACAUAGGGCGCUGGGUGACAGGUUUCAGUGCGAGCUGGCACCCUGCACGGGAAGAUGUGUUUGUGGUUGGCAGUAUGAACAGACCUAGAGAGAUCACCCUGUUCAGUGAUGAGGGAAAACGCUUGCACUCGUUUAAAGAUGACACCUACUUGGGUUCUGUAUGUUCCCUAAAUGCCCUUCAUCCUACACGAGAUGUCGUUGUGGGGGGAAACAGCAGUGGCAGCCUACAUGUGUUUAAGUUAAAUCUCUUAUAACAUACUUGAUUGCGAUGUCAGUGUUGGAAAAAAAACAGUAGUGGCAGAUUUCAUAUGUUCAAGUGAUAAUCUCAUUUAACAACCUUGCACGAGAUGUCGUUGUGGGGGCAAUACGUUGUGGCAGACAACACAUGUUCAUGUGAUCAUCUCCAGACCCUUUUAGGUCAAUUUUGGGGGAAAGAACCUGGACAAUUUGAGAAUAUUUGUAACUUACCGGGUAAUAUUUGUCAAUUUUGGAACAUAAAUAAUUGCACAAAUUAAAAUUUGGGAUAUUUUUAUAGAUAUACAAUAGAACUAUAUAUCGUUUCAAUUAUUCAAGACCAAGUGUCUCCACAAUUACCUCUAGAAUCAUUUGACCAAGUUCAGUGAAACUACAAUAAAAACGUUUUUUUUUACAUGUGCCAUGAAACUAUGUUGGUUAGUUGAACUUGACCAGAAUAUGACUGUAUGGUUUGAAAAACAUUGUCCAUACAAAAGCUUGUGAACUGUUUAACCUGUGGUUGUACCUCACUCAUGCAUGACCCCAAUUGUAUCCUGUCUUGAGGUUGGUGGGUCAAAGGUCAAGGUGUUGGAAAAAAUGUGAACAGUUGAACUGUAAUCUAAAAUAAGAUGAUAUACCUCUGUAUGGUAUAUAUCAUGAAAAUGUUGCUGUUGUAAAUUGAAUGUGAUAUUGUUUUGUUCACUUAUUAAAAUUAUGAUGUAUUAUUUUAGAGCCAAUAAUGUGUUCAUUUUUUAU
Molecule: messenger RNA, 2863 nt
Organism: Mya arenaria
Lineage: Eukaryota; Metazoa; Mollusca; Bivalvia; Myida; Myidae
Product: WD repeat-containing protein 76-like
Exons: 15
Coding region: 541-2127 (528 amino acids)
Biological process (GO): regulation of DNA damage checkpoint
Cellular component (GO): nucleus
Molecular function (GO): DNA binding; protein binding
Source: RefSeq, a predicted model, not a curated record